This is a messenger RNA of Eleginops maclovinus (Patagonian blennie), 4522 nucleotides long. It is a transcript of the gene rab3db, whose product is annotated as RAB3D, member RAS oncogene family, b. Bases 187 to 855 code for a protein of 222 amino acids. NCBI's taxonomy places the organism in Eukaryota, Metazoa, Chordata, Actinopteri, Perciformes, Eleginopidae. Gene Ontology annotation, molecular function: GTP binding; GTPase activity; myosin V binding. The record is from RefSeq and is a predicted model, not a curated record. Gene Ontology annotation, biological process: protein secretion; regulation of exocytosis; protein localization to plasma membrane. The transcript is spliced from 5 exons. Gene Ontology annotation, cellular component: endosome; plasma membrane; synaptic vesicle.
AACGGGAGAAAGUAUCCGGUCGAGGGAGGAGAGAGCAGGUCGGCUGCGGGUCUGUUUCUGGAGCAGGACAGGAUAUUUCAGGCUGAAUCCAGCAGGUUGUUUUACCCCACUUUCUCAGCACUGAACGGAAGACAAUCAUUGACAGAGAAUCGAAAGGAAACCGAGUUUUAUUUCUUCCUCAAAAAGAUGGCCUCCAAUGACUCGCGGCUCCAGCAGCAGCCCUCUCAGAAGGAUGCGGCGGACCAGAACUUCGACUACAUGUUCAAGCUGCUGAUAAUCGGCAACAGCAGCGUGGGAAAAACCUCCUUCUUGUUCCGCUACGCCGACGACUCCUUCACCUCUGCCUUCGUCAGUACCGUGGGCAUCGACUUCAAGGUCAAGACCGUGUUCCGCAACGACAAGAGGAUCAAGCUGCAGAUCUGGGACACAGCGGGGCAGGAGCGUUACCGUACGAUCACCACAGCGUACUACAGAGGAGCGAUGGGCUUCCUGCUGAUGUACGACAUCACAAACCAGGACUCCUUCAACGCCGUGCAGGACUGGGCGACGCAGAUCAAGACGUACUCCUGGGACAACGCUCAGGUGAUUCUGGUCGGGAACAAGUGUGACCUGGAGGACGACAGGAUCGUACCGACAGAGGACAGCCAGAGACUCGCCGAGGAACUAGGGUUCCAGUUUUUCGAGGCCAGCGCGAAAGACAACAUCAACGUGAAGCAGGUGUUCGAGCGCCUGGUGGACGUGAUCUGUGAGAAGAUGAACGAGAGCAUGGAGGGAGACAUCAACCUGGUGACCAACCACAGGAACCAGGGGCUUAAAGACUCGCCUUCAGAGAGCCACGGGGGCUGCGCUUGUUAAAGCACCUUCCCCCUAACAGCUCCCCCAACACACACACACACACACAGACACACACACACACACACACACAUGAAGACCUACCUUCUCUGUGCCUCAAACAUGCAAAGUGCCGCACCUCUCCACGCCCUGCUUUGUCUACACAGCGCAGCAAGAACCAAAGGAUAGCUAUCUGAGAUACUCUUCAAAAAGAAGUCCUGUCUCAGUGUUUUACCUGAAAGGGGCCUGCUUUCUGCCUCCAAACCAUCAGCGCUUUGGUGAGCUGAUACGCACUACCUUCACUGUCCACCCCACUUACCAACCUCCUUGACCACUAUCCUACAUAAGCAUUUUUGAAUUGUCUUUUUUUAUGGAGACAGAUAUCAGUCCAGCUAGUGAUGCCAAAUAGCGUAUGUAAAUGUAGCUACUUUGGGCCUUCAUUGUUUAGUAGGAGAUUCUUUCAGCACGAGCCUGUGCUUAGCUUUCAGUUUUGUACAGCCUUCUUAAAAGGUGUGUCCGUGUGCUAAAUAUGAAGCUAGCAGCUUGUUAGAGAAACUUAGCAUAAAGACUGGAAAUUAUUAGCAAGGCUUUGUCCACACUGGCAGCACAAAAGCAAUCUGAGAUAAUCUUCAUCAGCCUUUAAGAGGCCCACUUUCUGCCUCUGUUUUCAAACUCUGUGGUGAGCUGAUAGUCACUAAAGCCUUCACUGUCCAGCCCCCAAAACCAAACGCCUUGACCACCGCUGCUACGUUAGCAUUUUUGAUGUGCUGUUGCUAAGUGGCUUUAUGUCAAAUAUCAGUGCAGCAAGAAGCUAGUGAUGCCAAAUAGUGUGCCUGUGAAUGGCUGUACUUUGAGCAUUCAUUGUUAAGUUGGAGAUUCAUGUCCUCAGGUUUUAGUUUGGUAAAGCCACUAGAAAUGAUGAUUGUCUCAAACAUGGACAUAUUGAACUUUGUAAGGCUGAAAGGAACACUUUGAGGAUAAGGACAAAAUGCCCUUUGCUAUCUUGUCGGGAGUAAAUGUGAAGAAUGAUACCACACUCAAAUCUGUUAGCAAAAGCGGGAGCUACAACCAGCAGCUUGUUAGCCUAGCUUAGCAUGAAGCCUGGAAGCCGCUAGCAAGGCUUUCUCCUUCUCCUUCUCCUUCUCCUUCUCUUUCUCCUUCUUCUUCUUCGGGUUUAAUGGCGGAUCGCAACCAACUUUAAGGUGCAUACCGCCACCUGUUGUACAAGAGUGUGUAACAUCAUGUCAUUUACCCUUUCUUAAAUUCUACUCACCAGCCUUGUGUCAUUUAAAAAAGUAAAGAGAGCCUUCCUGGUGACUCUUACCCACCUCUCCCUCUGUUCCCAGUAUCCCCAUUAAAUCCCACUCCCUCCUCGCCUGUUGGACUUCAUCAUGUAACCUUUCUCUUUCUACUGCAUACAGGGCACAAUGAAAUAUGAUAUGUUCAACGUGUUCUUUCACUCCACAGUUCCCACACUUGUCACUAUUCCUUUUCCCCAGUUAAGGCUUUCUCUUACGAUCACAACAACAAUUUAAUUAACAAAUUAAAUAUCUUAAAUUAUAAGGUUUAGCUGCUAAGUGUACUGGGCUCCCAAAUGAAAGAGCAAGGCUCAGUAAUUGUUUUGGUACCUUUAGUUGGAGCGAGGUUAGCUGUUUAGUUUUUCCAGUGUUUAUGCUAGGCUAAGCUAACAAGCUGCUGGCUCUAGCUGCACAUAAAGGUGUGUAAGGAGUGGUAUCAAUUUUUAAAAUCAACCAGAUUCUGUUAUGUUGAGUACAUUCAAGCAUGUAUUUAUAAAAGAGACAUUACAUUACAUCUAUGGCUAGCCUCUCCUACCGUAUAGGAUGUCUCAGAAUCACUUAUUAUGAAGUUUAAGCAUCAAGUCAAGAUGUAAAAGAAAGCCGACACAACGUCCUUAUGAUCCUAAUCUUGUCCUGAAUCUUAAGGCCAGUCUUGGUGCAUGUUAGAGGCACUUGAAUCUUUCUAUUGUGCCAACGAGACGCCGUGUGUCGAUGUUAAUCCUGAUCUUUUAUCUCUGCUCUCCGUGUGCUUGUGUGAGGAAGUCUUUCAUCACCGGUGGCACUUGCAUGCCAUUUUGUAUAUUGUAUGUAUCUGCUUACCACAUUGUGCUGAUUUUUGAUUAACGCCUUUUCUCACACACGGAUGCUUUCGCCCUGAUACACACCCGCCCACGCGCGCACACACACUUCUCCUAUCUGCAGCACGGCAAAAACCGUCGGUAUGGCAAACCUACUACGAGGCUUAAUAACUGAGUAUUGACAAAGUGGUGUGUUGUCUUUUCUGUUCGUCUUGUGCUAAAAUAAUGACUGGAAAUGAGACACCGAGUGUUUCUGUUCUCACAAAGAAGAACACUGAUCUCAGAUAAAGGGUUUUUGUGGGCCUCAAAUGUUCUGUAUGCACAUGUGCGGCCCACAGCUGGUGCAGAAUUGUAUUUAAGAGAACCUGCGUCACUUUAAAUGCCAUGAGCUGUAAUAUCUCAUUGAAGUGAAUGAGGUUAGGUUGUAUCUUGUUUCCUAAUUGUAUUAUGUGUCAGGUAAACUGUGCAUGAUUAGGUUUGUUCUUUCUUUACCCCCUUAUGGACAUUUCAGUAUUGACAAUCAUCAUCUGGUGCAGAACAUCUGAUACAUAGUUGAUUUUUGAAUUGAAUUACAGGAAACUUGAAAAAAGAAAUUUGGAUGUUUUGCUAUUAUUUUCUGUUAAAAGGAAUACUUCACCCACAAAAGGAUCGUUUGUAUUUAAAUGACUCCCCCAUGUCACCUUUAAUUCAUGAUAAUUAAAGUCAAUGGGGGGCUGAAUACAACAGCAACAAAACUAUAUUACACUUCUGUUCAAAAAGUCUCUCACAACUAUUUCAGAAGUCUCAUGUUUGCUAAAUACUUCCCAAACACAUGCACGUUUACUUACCUACCUUUAAUAUUCAAAACAAUCUGGAAGAGUAGUGUGCAAGUGCGAGACUAUUUAUGGGAAGGUGUUGUAAAUAGUGUGGGUUUUUUUGGGGGGGGGGUUCAGGUUUGCAAAUUAAGAUUUGUUUUGCAGCUAUUAAAACACCUAACUUCAACCACUAAGAACUUUCACUGUUUUUUGGAUUCUUCUUUCACUGUUCAGACUUUUCUUCAAGAAUUCAAAGUAACUCGUGGUAUUUGGGUAUACAAAUAAUAUGUAUACUUUCAUGUACGUUGCCAUUUGACCAUCCUUGUCCACGUGUGUCCAGUGUGCGUUGCUGAACAGUAGAACAGUUGAUAUUAUCCUCUCAUCCGCACCACGUUCAGCUUUAAUGCAGUGCGUGCAACUAUACUAACACUACAUUUGUAUUUCUACCAUUUUGCAAUGUGUUUAAAUGCAUAAGAAAGCUGUGACAGUUCCACCAAAGGAGCUUUCAAUGGUGGCUGCUGAAUGUGCUAAACUGUCCUCUGAUACUGACCUUCUAACCACUCUGCCAUGUUGAAAAUCUACUGAUGCUUUUGUACAAAUAGUCUGAGGUGUAAUCCUUCUUUCUUUCUCAUGUUUGUGAUCUAUUUUCACGUGUGGCGUCCCUGAUUGGCUGCUUUCACAUCCUUAAAUCCCUUUUUCUGUAGACUCUGAAUGUGUUGGAUGGAUUGCGCAAGACAUCUUCUAAACCAGAAUAAAUUGUUGAAAUGUGUAUAAGAAAAUAAAGAAUAUAUUCAUUACAAAA